Nicrophorus vespilloides is the source of this 1006-nucleotide messenger RNA. It is a transcript of the gene Rab21, whose product is annotated as ras-related protein Rab-21-like. Lineage: Eukaryota; Metazoa; Arthropoda; Insecta; Coleoptera; Silphidae. The transcript has 3 exons. Gene Ontology annotation, molecular function: GTP binding; GTPase activity. The coding region runs from base 117 to 752 and encodes 211 amino acids. The record is from RefSeq and is a predicted model, not a curated record. Gene Ontology annotation, biological process: Rab protein signal transduction.
GCUGAUUACCAACAAUGCAUUUGACAUGACAGCGACGGCGACUCCGUGAGAAUCUCUAUAUACAGAGGAUUUGAUUAUAAGAAAUCUAGUUUAUUUACAAUAGAAGAUGUUGAAUCAUGGCAACGACAGUGCAUAAUUUUAAGGUCGUCCUAUUGGGAAAGGGUUGCGUCGGAAAGACGAGCAUCGUCUUGAGGUACGCCGAGGAUAAAUUCAACAAUGAUCAUCUCAGCACUAUACAGGCAUCCUUUUUGAACAAGAAAUUGAACAUCGAUGGAAAACGAGUCAAUUUGGCCAUAUGGGACACUGCAGGGCAGGAGCAAUUCCAUGCGCUGGGUCCACUAUACUACAGAUCUUCGAACGGGGCUAUAAUAGUAUACGAUAUUACGGACGAGGAUUCCUUAGUCAAGGUGAAGAGUUGGGUGAAGGAGCUCAGGAAAAUGCUGGGCAGCGAUGUCUCCCUGGUCAUCGUUGGGAAUAAGACUGAUUUAGAAAAGGAUAGGCACGUUAAUUUAGAGGAAGCCGAAACAUACGCGAGCAAAGUGGGUGCACUGCACUGGCAGACUUCUGCCAAACGUAACGAGGGUAUCGAGGAGAUGUUCUUGACUUUAAUUGAUAAGAUGUUGCAAAGGGAACGCGAGAUAGAGGAUCUGCAGGUGACCAGACAAGGUUCCAAUCACAGGAAGAAUGUGGUAGUUGUUGACGACGAGCAAGUAGAGAAUCAAACGAAGAGUUGCUGCGGCUCAAACACAUAGAUUAAUAUGCUUUAAUUAAUUAAUUAAUUAUCGAAUCAUUCCUCGUAUUUUUUUGUUUUUUGAUUUCACAUAUAUAUUUUUGCUAUAUACUAAUUAAUGAGUAACGAAUGCGGGAAUGUUGUUGUUUAUCCGUCGUAAAAACAAAAUUGAAGUGUGAUAUAACUGCGAGUUGUUGGAGAGAAAAGUGAAGAUGUGUUAAAUAUAUAUAUAUAUGUGCCGAUGUUUUGUUUCUUCUGUCUGUCGUUGUAUAUAAA